Molecule: messenger RNA, 1364 nt
Organism: Aspergillus caelatus
Lineage: Eukaryota; Fungi; Ascomycota; Eurotiomycetes; Eurotiales; Aspergillaceae
Exons: 3
Coding region: 156-1304 (382 amino acids)
Source: RefSeq, a predicted model, not a curated record
CCGGAACUUGUUUUCCAAAGUUGGCAAGAUUGGCCCAAGUCGGCCUUAGUUCCCUUGGAUGUGCGGCUCGCCACCGUGUCCCUUCUCUGCAACUUUUCGACUCGACAUCAUAAAGCGAGCCUAUCCGCCUAGCCGGCGGGCUAUGAGUGUUUAACAUGCCAUUUGUAAAGGGUGGACUUGCUCAAUUGUUCAAUGCGGUCUCCUAUUAUGGACUGAUCUCAUCUUUGGCGGUGCAGGUUGCUGCAGGAGGCAACUCGGCGAGUGCCUCUCAAGGUGGAUAUUUUCACGGACAGCCCAUGCCGGUUACAUGCCUGAAUCGGACAAUUGACUCCGGCGAACAUAUUACCGACAGUCUCGGCAAACUCCAAUACAUUCCAUUCCCAACCUGCAAGGAGACCUCCCUCCCCCUCGCCCUUCGUUACGGUGUUACGGAGACAGUUAAUUGCACCAUUGACAACGUUUCCGAUGAGCUUUACCACCUCCUUGAGUAUUAUGUCCACUCUGAUGUGCCGAUGAACUGCCGCGUGCCUACGGCACCCCUCUUGCCGCCCACAUCUUCGCGUUCGGAUGACAAGGCACAUGAAGGCGAGGCCGUAGGCACCGAGCUUUCUGCUCUUGGUGAGGAAGGCCCUCCGUAUACUCCAAUUACCUUUGCGCUGCAGGGGACGUUGCAGCGCAGUCAUCUUCAUAUCUGGACAGAUAUGAAUGUGCUCAUGCACAACAUCGUCUCGACGCCAAAGAAGAAUAAACGGAAGGCCAAGAAAGCAGCGCCGGGAUAUGCUGUGGCUGGUACUGCAUACUCGGUUCCUGAGUUCGAAUUGUCCUUUCUCAAUGGCAAGAAGAAGGUUUCCGAUGAGGAGAAGGAGGCAGCUGCAGUGGCCGAGGCUGCUCGUGAGCCUUGGACAGCGGGGCAUGGCACGAAAGUCGUUCGUGAGCAGCCUCUCACCUUCACUUUUCAUGUGAGUUGGGUUGAAGGUGGAGGAGGCAUCGGAUGGCCAGCCCGGGGGUCUGCUGCUAGCGAGUUGUCGGGCGGAACAGGUUUCUUCUCGAAGCUGUUUUUCUUCGUUCUAGCUGCAUCAUUGGGAGCAGCCAUGGCCUUGUAUUGGGAACGGACUCGGCGACGGGGCUGGCGAGGCGAUGGGAUUCUCGGUAUUCCAUCUCGGGGAAAGGGGUCGGUUGGCGUUAUGUAUGGGAAUGGCGGAAAAUCAAAUGGUUAUGGGGGGUAUUCCGCCAGCAACGUCUCGAUGACAGGGAACGGAGGAGGGUAUGGGUACGGGGGGUUCACAGCUGGGAAGAAAGAUUAGACUGCGGUAGAUAUAGACGUAUCUAGUACUGACAGUAACUGGAUAAAGAUCCCAUUCUGA